Messenger RNA from Vicia villosa (hairy vetch), 1217 nucleotides. RefSeq names its product primary amine oxidase-like. The record is from RefSeq and is a predicted model, not a curated record. The transcript is spliced from 4 exons. Gene Ontology annotation, biological process: amine metabolic process. The coding region runs from base 248 to 1135 and encodes 295 amino acids. Gene Ontology annotation, molecular function: quinone binding; copper ion binding; primary methylamine oxidase activity. NCBI's taxonomy places the organism in Eukaryota, Viridiplantae, Streptophyta, Magnoliopsida, Fabales, Fabaceae.
UCGAGUACUUUACAAAGGGUAUAUUUCCGAACUAUUUGUACCAUAUCAAGAUCCAACUGAAGAAUUUUACUUUAAAACCUUCUUUGAUUCUGGAGAGUACGGGUUUGGUCAAUCAACUGUGUCUUUGAUCCCUAACCGUGAUUGUCCACCACAUGCUCAGUUCAUUGAUACACACAUUCACUCAGCUGAUGGUACCCCAGUUUUGUUGAAGAAUGCAAUUUGUGUUUUCGAACAAUAUGGAAAUAUCAUGUGGCGUCACACAGAGACUGGUAUUCCUAAAGAAUACAUCGAAGAAUCUAGAACAGAAGUCAACUUAAUAGUAAGAACCAUUGCGACUGUGGGCAAUUAUGACAAUGUUAUAGAUUGGGAGUUCAAAGCAAGUGGCUCAAUCAAGCCAGCGAUAGGUUUGUCAGGUAUACUUGAAAUUAAGGGAACAGAUAUUAAGCACAAAGAUGAGAUUAAAGAUAUACAUGGUAAACUGGUGUCAGCAAACAGCAUUGGAAUUUACCAUGACCAUUUCUAUAUUUACUAUCUUGAUUUUGAUAUCGACGGUGUAAACAACUCGUUUGAGAAGACGAGUUUAAAGACGGUAAGAAUCACAGAUGGAAGUUCGAAGAGAAAGAGUUAUUGGACAACUGAGACUCAAACUGCGAAGACUGAAUCAGAUGCAAAAAUCACAAUUGGACUUGCACCAACUGAGCUUGCAAUUGUGAACCCUAACAUAAAAACUGCAGUUGGAAACGAAGUGGGUUACCGUUUGGUUCCAGCAAUUCCAGCUCAUCCGCUUUUAACAGAAGAUGAUUAUCCACAGAUACGCGGUGCGUUUACAAAUUUUAAUGUUUGGGUUACUCCAUAUAACAAAACUGAGAAAUGGGCUGGUGGACUUUAUGUUGAUCAUAGUCGUGGUGAUGAUACCUUGGAUGUUUGGACCAAAAAGAAUAGAGAUAUUGAGAAUAAGGACAUUGUGAUGUGGCAUGUAGUUGGAAUUCAUCAUGUUCCAUCACAGGAAGAUUUUCCAAUAAUGCCAUUAUUGAGCACUUCAUUUGAGCUGAGACCAACUAAUUUCUUUGAGAGGAAUCCAGUUCUUAAAACACUUUCUCCAAGAGAUGUUGCAUGGCCUGGUUGCCCCAAGUGAAACUAACUAGUGUGUAUGUGCGCAAUUGAUUUACAUUGGUGGUUGAACCAUGAAUAAAUGUUGUUUGUUUGUAUGUUUCAUG